UUGUUACUUGUUACUUGUUAAUUUGUGUCUACAACUACAACUGUCUUGUGUGAUGAUAAAAAUGUGUUGGUGCUCAUUCGAAAUUUAGUGUUUUCAACUAAACCGUACAAAUAGUAAUAUCCUCAAACGAUGGACAGCCCAUUAAUUUACAAUCUAAGCUGUGGAAAAUCAUUGCCAGAAUGGCUUUCCGAAAGAAAAAGAAGAACAUUAUUAAAAAAAAAUCCUGAAUUGAAAAGGCGAAUUGAAUUAUUGCAAGACUUUGAUAUGCCUGGUCUAAGUACAACAGUAAAAGUAACACCAGAUGGGCAAUACAUCUUGGCUACUGGUAUUUAUAAGCCCAGGAUUAAAUGUUAUGAUGUCAACAAUUUAGCUAUGAAAUUUGAAAGAUGUUUUGAUUCUGAAGCUGUUACUUUUGAAAUACUCUCUAAUGAUUAUAGCAAAUUUGUGAUCUUACAAUGUGACCGUUAUGUUGAAUUCCACUCUCAAGAAGGACGCUACUAUAGAUUACGUAUUCCAAAAUUUGGCCAAGAUAUGAAAUAUCAUUAUCCAACAUGUGACUUAUAUAUUGGAGGAAAUAGUCCCGAUAUUUAUAGAUUAAAUUUAGAUAGAGGGCAGUUUUUGAACCCAUUUGUAUCCAGUGCUGGCGAUGAAAUUAACAAAUUAGCUAUAAAUCCUGUACAUAAUAUGCUUUUAUCUGGUACUAAGGAAGGAAAGGUUGAAGCAUGGGAUCCUAGAGCUCAUGUCAGUAUCGGAGUUCUAGAUUGUGCUCUAAGCUCAGUUACAAAUGACACAAAUAUUGCUGCUGACGGAUUUCCAUCCAUUACUGCUCUGGCAUUUGAAAAUGCUUUAACAUUAGGUGUUGGUACUGCCACAGGCCAAAUACUUCUAUAUGACUUGCGUUCUAAUAAACCAUUUAGGGUUAAAGAUCAUUUAUUUGGGUUACCUAUUAGAGAUAUUGCAUUCCAAGAUGAAAAUGUAUUAUCCAUGGACUCAUCAUCAGUAAAAAUAUGGAAUAAGGAUACUGGUAAGUUAUUUGCUGCUCUUGAAUCUGGUAAUGAUACUCAAUUUAAUAACCUCUGUGUUAUUCCACAAACCGGAAUGAUGUUCAUUGCUAAUGAAAACACAAAAAUUCAAACACACUACAUACCGAGCUUAGGGCCAGCUCCAAGAUGGUGUGGAUUUUUAGAUGCUUUAGUUGAGGAGUUGGAGGAAACUAAAAAAGAAACUGUCUAUGAUGAUUAUAAAUUUGUAACUCGGAAUGAACUAGAAGAACUUGGUUUAUCACAUUUAAUAGGAACAAAUUUGUUAAAAGCAUAUAUGCAUGGAUAUUUUGUGGACAUCAGACUGUACAGGAAAGCUAAAUCUGUCGCAGAACCAUUUGCUUAUGAAGAAUAUCGUAGGAAAAAGAUAAGAGAAAAAAUUGAAUCAGAAAGAACUAAUCGUGUCCAAGUUCAAAAAUUACCUCCUGUUAAUAAAGAACUUGCUUUGAAAUUAAUUAAUGAUGAAAAAGAAGGAAAGAAAAAUAAUAAAUCCAAAGAUGCCAUUAGUUUAUUGAAAGAUGAUCGGUUUAAAGCAUUGUUUGAAAACCCAUCUUUCCAAGUUGAUACAAAUGCUGAAGAAUACAAGUUAUUAAAUCCGGUUUUGAAACGAUUAGAUAAAUCUAAGCAAAAGGAACUUGAAUCACAAAUCCAAAAACAAUUUGAUCCAGUUGAAGAUGAACUUGAAGGAAAGCCUAGUUCAGAAGAAAGUAGUGAUGAGUAUAGUUCAGAUGAUGACCAAAAAUGGGCUAAAGAAUUAAAGUCUGAGUAUAGAUCAGCUAAGAGAAGAAGAAUAGCAACUGAGCGUGAGGAACGUAAUAAAUCAGAAAAAGAUAGUAAUGAUGACGAUGAUAGUGAUGAUAACAAUUUAAGUGUACAAGGUGAACGUGCAAUUAAACCACCAAAAUUCUAUGAAAUUAAAGAAGGAGAAGAAUUUGUGGGGUCCAAUAGUAAUAGAUUAAAUUCUAUUCAAAACUCUAGUGCAACAUUGGGUGAAAGAAUGAAUUCAGAACAUUUCAAUUCAGUCAAAAUGCUAUCUAGUGGUAAUCGGCAGUUCACAUUUUCUACACAAAAGGAAAAGAAAUAUAAAAAAGCUGACAUAGAAGCAGAAAAACACAAAAAAGAAAGACAAAGUGUAAUCAGAAAGGGUCCUAAGAACUUACGUAAACCUAAGUUUUAUGCUGGACCUAAAAGUAAAACUUUUAAUAAAAAAAGAAAAUAAUUUUAUUUUUAUGAUAAAUAAACUAACUAAAUAAAUAAACAUCAUGUUUUUGAAUUUUUUAAUAAAUAUUCUUCGAUACAAUAAUUUAUUUUAUUAUUUUUAUCAGUGGCAUAUUUUGGUUAGGUGUCAAUUUUUGUACUUUAAACAUUAUUUGUUAAUAAAAACAAUUCCUCAGUUUUUAUUAUUAUUAUUAUUUAAUGAGAUUCAAAGAUCAAUAAUAUUGUAGUAUCUCAACUUUAAACAAUAUAAAACUAAAAUAAUAAUUGUAAUAAUGACAUAAACAAAAAGAACAAGUGUACAUUUCAUACAGUUACAAUUUAAAACUCGUUUGAAGUAUAUAAUUAAAAGUUAUUUUAUUAAGGAGACAUUUUGGGAGGAAAGGGCUUUAUUUUGGUAAAUUUGAGGCCUUAAAAAUAAAAAAAGCUAUUUAAAUAAAAUCUGUCGCAUGAAACAGAGACAAUUAAAGAGCCGGUUUCAAAGAUCACGUGUCCUCUCCACAUUUAUGUAGGUGACACUAUGGUUUGUUAUUGAACCUCAAUUUGUUUGAGUCAUAUUGUAACAGUUUGUGGCAAUUCUUCAAUUGUUAAAUAUAAUUAUGAAAUUUGUAAAAAAUAUUUUAUCCUCUACAACAGUAGUCUCGAACUUAAAUUACCGGUCAUACAGUAAAUAUAUGUCAAAGGUUUUGGAGCAAAACACGUCUUUGCACGUCUAGCAAGCCUAUGACUGACUAUAGAUACAAAUCAAUAUAUUACAUUUCAUACUUUCAAAAAUAUUAUUCAGUAUUAUUUUUGUAAUGGGUGAUUUACUAAGAUUACUCAAAAAAUAUAUAAAAACAAUUUUAGGUGAUUCAGCAUAAAUGUGUUUUGUCUAUGAAGCGUGGGAAUCAGAAAAAGAAAAAAGGUGCUAAUAUCCUCUUAACCUGUUGUUUCCUUAUCAUAA
Messenger RNA from Myzus persicae (green peach aphid), 3198 nucleotides. It is a transcript of the gene l(2)34Fd, whose product is annotated as nucleolar protein 10. Gene Ontology annotation, biological process: maturation of SSU-rRNA from tricistronic rRNA transcript (SSU-rRNA, 5.8S rRNA, LSU-rRNA). The transcript is spliced from 14 exons. NCBI's taxonomy places the organism in Eukaryota, Metazoa, Arthropoda, Insecta, Hemiptera, Aphididae. Gene Ontology annotation, molecular function: protein binding. Gene Ontology annotation, cellular component: nucleolus; 90S preribosome; nucleus. The record is from RefSeq and is a predicted model, not a curated record. Bases 130 to 2259 code for a protein of 709 amino acids.